UGCGGCACAAUGCAGCAAGACACAAGAAGCGGCGUGGCGUUGCCAAUGGCAGACCAAUAAGCGACAACAUGUGCUGCUGUUGCGGCCUGCGCGUGACCACCAUAUGCGCUUCCGUCUUCUCCCUGGUGCAAAGCUUGAUAGGCAUCGCUUUCUCGGUCUUUAUCAUCGUGAACUACAACAACUGCUUUAAGUGGUUCCAAAUUGACAACACAUUUUAUAUUUUCUACUUUUACAAACCAGAAUGCUUUUACACAGGGAAGGUAAUGAUCAGCGUGGAGUACAACUUCGUGGAUCGAACCCUCACGUGGGGGAUAGCUUACCUAGCGCUGAACUCUGCUUGGUUGGUAUCAUCCUUUUUAAUGGCAGUUUGCUCCUGUGUUGAUAACCCAAAAAAGACAGUGACGUACUUCUUGUACAGUCCGUGGAUGAUGGCAACUACUGCCAUUGUCAUAGCGGACUUGGCAGCUGCAAUUGUACAUUUCGCUGACAUCAGUCAACUUCAGGGUUUGUUGGACCAAGUGAGUGACGCUGCCACGUGGUGGCAAAUAGUCCUCGGUCCUUUGGCGAUGGGUUUAAUCUUCUCCCGGUUCAUCAUCGGUUGGAUUAUAAACCUCGGCAUGCUGAUAUGCGUCAGUAUAGCUAUCGUAAUAUUGUGGAAGAAAUCUGACAAUCCUAAGGUGUCGCCGCCUCGGCCGGGCGCCCCGCCGCUUGAGGAGUCCGACUAUGUCGCGGGGUGCGGCCCGCGCCAGGUGGAGCGAGCCCAGCCCGGCCGGCGAGAGGUCCACCUCGAGGACCCCGGCGGCCACUUCGUGGGCUCGCGCGUGCAGAGCCUCAUCAGUCAGCAGCCCAGAGUCAUCGUGCCCGACCCGCGGUACAGAGAAGCGUACGUGAACCGCGAGGAAGAGAAAAAUCAAAGUAAAGCUCCCAAAGGUUACUUUCCGGACGAGUCAAGUUCGCAGCUAUAUGACAAGGACGAGCCGCGGGCGAGCUACGGCGGCACCGCGGUGCGCAACCAGCUGCCGUGGUCCUACUUCCAGAGCCAGGCCGACCCUCGCCGGCCCAUCCCCCGGCAGCCCGGCGCAGGGGAGGGUCUGGACCGGCCCCCCGUGCCCGUGCCCGACUACACGCUGCACAUCGGCAAGCGGCCCAAGGACAGCCGCCAGCGCCAGCGGCGGUCCUCCCGUGAAGCAGAUGUCCUCUACUGAAAAACUGGUGACGAAGAAAUAGUGAAGGCAGCAUUUUAUAAGCAUUUAAUAUACCUUAUGCCUAAGUACAUAAGAAAAUUUUACUAUUCAUGAUGCAAAAUUAAUUCCACCGUCAUGUAUGCUCAUUGAUUGGCUGCAGGAAAACUUGAAUAAAAUAGAUGCCCAAACGAUAA
This is a messenger RNA of Bacillus rossius redtenbacheri, 1378 nucleotides long. RefSeq lists its product as uncharacterized. Lineage: Eukaryota; Metazoa; Arthropoda; Insecta; Phasmatodea; Bacillidae. The transcript is spliced from 9 exons. The coding region runs from base 69 to 1205 and encodes 378 amino acids. The record is from RefSeq and is a predicted model, not a curated record.